AUGGCUCCAAACUCACAGAGUACACCUGCCUCAGUCCAAGAACCACGCUACACACAACCCCGGUCACAAAGAUACAAAUCUCUUAAGGGGGUGGACCCCAAGUUCCUGAGGAACAUGCGCUUUGCCAAGAAGCACAAGAAAGGCCUGAAGAAGAUGCAGGCCAACAACGCCAAGACAGUGAGUGUGCAUGCAGAGGCCACCAAGGCCCUUGUGAAGCCCAAGGCGGUGAAGCCCAAGAUGCCAAAGGGCCCCAGCCGUAAGCUCAGCCACCCUGCUUUAGUUGCUCCCCCCAAGCUCGGGAAGCGGAUUAGAAGCUGCAUGGCCAAGGGUCGUAGGCUCUGCCAACCAAAGCCCAAGGCUCAAACCAAGGCAGAGGCCUCAGCUCGAGCUCAGACUCCCAAAGGUGCCCAGGCCCCUGUGAAGGCCCCAUCGAAAAGGGCCUUCUGUCUGCCAGACAGAUGGACUGGUAUGACACACCUACACACUGUUUGCAGAUGAUCAGGACCCCAUGCUGUUUUUACAAAUAAACUUGAGGCAGGAUCUGAAAAAAAAAAAAAAAG
Molecule: messenger RNA, 560 nt
Organism: Peromyscus maniculatus bairdii (prairie deer mouse)
Lineage: Eukaryota; Metazoa; Chordata; Mammalia; Rodentia; Cricetidae
Source: RefSeq, a predicted model, not a curated record